ACGGCAUGCGAAGGGGAGUGCAGGAUCAGGAUGUUAUGACGGAAAAUAGAUAUCACUCGGUUUCGAUCAGAACGGGAAGUCCGCCGGUGAUACGUACAAUACCUACAUUAUGCGUGCGCCGACACGCCCCUUACAUGCUUCAGUCAGAGGUUCACUCUCAGUGUAACAUUUGGCAACAUGACUUUUCCUUUUCCCUUUUCGCGCCACUUCAGCACGGAUAGUGCCGCUACAGAGAAUCGGUGGCUUUUCCUCGACCAACAAGCCGUGAUUUUCCUACUGAUCUCGGGUGCCUUUUGUAUCUACGUCUUGAAGGUCGUCGCCUCGAGUGUUUCUACGGUUAAGGCGCCGGUCGUUGGUUAUAGGUCUUUCGCUGAACCCAAUUGGCUUGUUGGGUUGCGGUUCUUCCGCAACAGUGUUGUGAUCAUUAAUGAGGGAUAUGGGAAGUAUAAGAAUUCAAUGUUCAAGAUACGACGCAACGAUGGAGAAAUCUUGAUUAUUUCAAAUAAGCACGCAGAUCAUAUUCGCAGCUUGCCCGAGCAUCAAGUCAGCGGCCUCGCUGCCCAUGUUAAGAAUUUAUCUGGCCAAUUUACCAAUACGACCAUAUUGUUAGAGGGUGAUCUUCUUACACGCGUCAUUCAGCAGAGACUAACGCCGAAUCUGGCCCUUGUGGCCCUGUGGAUGAAGGAAGAACUGGAUUAUGCGAUCAAGGUCGAGGUCCCAGAGUGUCAAGAUGAAUGGGUUAGCGUAUCGAUCCACGAUAUCCUGCUCCGUCUCGUGAACCGAGUGUCGGCCCGCGUCUUCCUCGGCCCAGUCGCAUGCCGAAACGAAGAAUGGCUAUCAACUAGCAUCCGAUAUACUGAGAACAUCCAGGGGGUGAUACUAACUUUGCGCAUGUUGCCAACGUACAUGCAUUAUUUCGUGGCUCCUUUACUGCCCGCAUACUGGCGUGUACGUGCGAACCUCGCAACUGCGAAGCACAUCAUCGGCCCGAUCGUGCGAAAGCAUCAGGCUGCCGGGAACGGUAAGGCUAGCUAUGACGGAACGGAGGAUAUUCUGCAGUGGAUGAUGCACAUGGGAAGCGUUAGCGAGAGCAGACCAAAUAAACUGGCUCAUAGACAACUGUUGCUGAGUAUGGCCGCGGUUCACACCUCAAGCAUGUCUGCUGCCCACGCCAUGUAUGACCUUUGUGCAUACCCUCAGUACUUUGACCCCCUUAGGGAGGAGCUGGAAUCAACGUUGAAGAGUAGCGGUGGCUGGACAAAGCCUGCCAUGCCCAAGCUCCGGAAGCUAGACAGCUUUCUCAAGGAGUCGCAGCGGGUCAACCCUCCCGCCUCAUUUGCGUUCAACCGCAUCGUGCGUGAGCCUCUGCGGCUUGCUGAUGGCACGAUUCUCCCACCCGGGACGCACAUAGCCAUGGCCUCAGACGCGAUCCUUAACGAUCCAGAAUACCUGCCAGGGGAGAAUACUGAAUUUGAACCAUUUCGAUGGGCCCGUCUGCGCGAUGAUCCCGCGCACCCCGAGAACGUCCACCGCUAUCAGUUUGCGACAACUGAUAGCAACAAUCUUCACUUCGGGCAUGGAAAAUACGCCUGCCCCGGCCGCUUCUAUGCAGGUCAGCAGAUCAAGAUGAUACUUGGUCAUUUGAUACUACUGUACGAUUUCAAGUACCCAUUCGGCCAGGGCAGGCCGCGUAACCUAUGCUCUGAUGAGAAUAUAUACCCGGACCCGUUGGCUAAGGUGCUUAUACGAAGACGGAACGAAAAGUAGAUGUAGAUGACUGGCUAGUAGUAGCGACAGCUGAGGCAAUCGUUCCUCUCGAGUUAAUCAUUAAUCCUAAAUUUAGUUCAUUCAGGAUUAAUCAUAAUAGGAGACAUGUGCGCACAACACGCAACUCUUAUCA
Annulohypoxylon truncatum is the source of this 1900-nucleotide messenger RNA. RefSeq names its product cytochrome P450. Gene Ontology annotation, molecular function: iron ion binding; heme binding; monooxygenase activity. The record is from RefSeq and is a predicted model, not a curated record. Bases 178 to 1767 code for a protein of 529 amino acids. NCBI's taxonomy places the organism in Eukaryota, Fungi, Ascomycota, Sordariomycetes, Xylariales, Hypoxylaceae. The transcript is spliced from 4 exons.